Molecule: messenger RNA, 2419 nt
Organism: Exophiala mesophila
Lineage: Eukaryota; Fungi; Ascomycota; Eurotiomycetes; Chaetothyriales; Herpotrichiellaceae
Exons: 3
Coding region: 276-1931 (551 amino acids)
Biological process (GO): glycosaminoglycan biosynthetic process
Cellular component (GO): nucleus; cytosol
Molecular function (GO): UDP-glucose 6-dehydrogenase activity; NAD binding
Source: RefSeq, a predicted model, not a curated record
GCAUCACCACGCAAUAUGCCGUGUGUCCCACCCCCUUCUGGUCAGCGAGUCUCCAUCAAGAUUCAAUACCCUGCCUUUGGCACAUGGCCGAUCUGAUCCUUAGGGGUUGUCGUUUGUUCCUCGCCAUCCCUUUUGCCAUUGAUACCUCAUAACUUAGCCAACCAAACCUCACUCACUCACCCUCGUCUCUCUUUUCUUCCUCUCGAGCGUUCUAUCCGACUCUCUCUUGUCCAUACCGAAACCUCCACCCACCACAUAAUUAAUACAUCCUCAUUAUGCAGCCUCCUAUCAAGAACAAGCGCCCUUUGACCAACAUCUGCUGUGUCGGCGCAGGUUACGUUGGUGGCCCUAGUGCAGCGGUGAUUGCCAGCAAAGCACCACAUCUAAAGGUCACGGUGGUCGACGUUGACGCCCGUCGUAUCGAGGCAUGGAACUCAGACAACCUUCCUGUCUACGAGCCUGGUCUAUGGGAUCUCGUCAAGCCUGCCAGAGAUGGAACUCCUGACCGACCGGCCAACUUGUUCUUUUCCACAAACAUUGAACAAAAGGUCCGAGAAGCUGACAUCGUCUUUAUUGGUGUUAACACCCCAACCAAAAAGACUGGUCUGGGUGCCGGCAAGGCCUCAGAUCUAGGUUGGUUGGAGGCCGCCACUAGACGAGUGGCUCAAGCCGCUGAGAAGGACACCAUCAUCGUCGAGAAGAGCACAGUCCCUUGUGGCACUGCUAACAGCAUGCGGGAAAUCCUCAUGGCCAAUGCGCAACCUGGCGUCCACUUUGAAGUCUUGUCCAACCCCGAGUUUCUCGCAGAAGGAACUGCCAUCAAGAAUCUUCUCAACCCUGAUCGUAUUCUGGUCGGCUGUCUGGAGACUCAGUCUGGUUAUAUUGCUUCCGCCGGGCUGGUCGACAUCUAUGCCAACUGGGUUCCAAGAGAAAGGAUCAUCACCAUGAACCUUUGGUCGUCAGAAUUGUCAAAACUUGCGGCCAACGCCAUGCUGGCGCAGAGAAUUUCCAGCAUCAACGCCCUGUCAUCCAUCUGUGAGGCUGUCUCGGCCAACGUUCAAGACGUCGCUUAUGCUGUGGGUCUCGACAGCCGAAUUGGCCCCAAAAUGAUGAAUGCCUCGGUCGGCUUCGGCGGAAGUUGUUUCAAGAAGGACAUUUUGAACUUGGUCUACAUUUCCGAAUCAUUGAAUCUGCCCGAAGUAGCAGCCUACUGGCAGGCUGUGGUCUCGGUCAACGAAUACCAAAAGAACCGAUUCGUCCGCGGCAUUGUCAAGUCCAUGCACAACAAUCUAGUGGGCAAGAAGCUCGCCAUCCUCGGCUUUGCAUACAAGAAAGACACCGGUGACACUCGAGAGAGCGCAGCCAUUGACGUGGUCAACUCACUGUUGGCCGAGAAUGCCACCAUCCACAUCUUCGACCCUCAGGUUCGCCCAGAACAAAUCAUGUCAGAUCUCCACCUGACCAUGGACGAUGACCGCGUCACCAUCUGCGAUGACCCAUAUAUCGCCUGUCAAGAUGCCCACGGUGUCGUCAUCUUGACCGAAUGGGAUAUGUUCACUACCAAGAAACCCAUCAUUCGUGCAGGAGCUGCCAAGAAGGCUGAAGCCAUCGUCCAAGUCGCCGAGAUCAUCGACACACCCACGGAGGAGAAGGAGAUCAUCCUCGAUGCCCCCGCCGUCGCCGACGUGACAGUUGACACCGCCACAACCACAACCACCACACUCAUCACACCGCCCGUCUCACCACCUCGAGAUGCCCGGGACGCCGAACCUAAGACGCCCAAGCACGAGAAAAUCGACUGGUCACGCGUGGCCAGCCUUAUGGACCGACCCAAAUACGUCUUCGAUGGCCGCAACACCAUUGACGUCGCACAAUUAGAAUCAUUGGGAUUCAAGGUCUCAUCGAUUGGUGUGUCAUCUCGCACCUUGUAAGAUACGUUAGAGUGGGUGGUGGUGGUGGUGGUGGUGGUGGUGGUGGUUGUUAGGUUUGAUGACGGAAUAGACUCGUGAUCUGUGCGUUUUCUACGAGACGGAGCCGAGCGGCGGAUCCCCGUCACACUUACAUGGGGACAACUCGUAUAUCGAGUGGAUUAGGGUUUAUAUUACCAGGAGGCGUUUUUACCCCAGGCGUGGGGGAUUGGCAUUCGGGUUUUCCGAUGGGAAGUUUAUUAUGUAUGCCUCGGGUUUGUCAAGCCCGGCAGGGGGUGAAUGAACGGUCAGCCAGACACGAAGUGCAAUACAACUGCACUGUCCUAGCUGUGUCUAUCUUUCGCUCGGGGAUCCGGGACAUAUGGGAUGGGGACCGGUUGAGUUUCUUAAACAGCUGCUAUUUGGCACAGGAGCCACUAGAGGAAGGGAAGAUUUUACAUGAAUUGACUAAGAAAAUAUACCUCAUGCUAAUAUACACCAUUCUUUCUGUA